Molecule: messenger RNA, 1104 nt
Organism: Closterium sp. NIES-65
Lineage: Eukaryota; Viridiplantae; Streptophyta; Zygnematophyceae; Desmidiales; Closteriaceae
Source: the annotation of a GenBank genome assembly
AUGGCCACCUCAUUGGUCAAGACUCAGGCCACGUUCCUUGGCUCUGUACGAUCCGCCGAAUUUGAUGGGUUGAGGAAGACCACGACGUCGCAAAAUGUCGCAGCCGUCGCCCCUAAGAAGGCUCAACGGUCUAGCGUCGUCAAGGCCGUCGCUUCGACAGAUGUGAAGACAGCCAUCGUCAGGAUUGGAACCCGUGGCAGUCCUCUGGCCCUUGCACAGGCCUACCAGACCCGUGACAAGCUCAAGGCUGCUUACCCGGAGCUGGCCGAGGAGGGUGCUGUGGAAAUCGUGAUCAUCAAGACCACCGGCGAUAAGAUCCUGAACCAGCCUCUCGCCGACAUUGGCGGAAAGGGUCUGUUCACCAAGGAGGUCGACGAUGCUCUUCUGGGCGGAGCGGUCGACAUUGCCGUACACUCCAUGAAGGAUGUGCCAACAUACCUUCCGGAGGGGACUAUCCUCCCUUGUAAUCUUCCGCGUGAGGAUGUGCGAGAUGCGUUCAUCUCUCUCACCGCCAAGUCCCUGGCUGAGCUUCCUGCUGGCAGCGUUAUUGGCAGUGCAUCCCUCCGCCGGCAGUCGCAAAUCCUCCAUCGCUACCCCAGCAUGAAGGUGGUGAAUUUCCGCGGUAACGUGCAAACCCGUCUGCGGAAGCUGAACGAAGGGGCUGUUCAAGCCACUCUGCUGGCCCUGGCUGGUCUGAAGAGGUUGAACAUGACCGAGCACGUGACUGCCAUCCUUUCCACAGAAGACAUGCUUCCAGCCAUCGCUCAGGGCGCCAUUGGCAUCGCCUGCCGCACUGGCGACACCAAAAUGGAGGAAUACCUGGCUACCCUGAACCACGAGGACACGCGCUUGGCUGUGUGUUGUGAGCGUGCCUUCCUUACUACGCUGGAUGGCUCAUGCCGCACGCCCAUUGCUGGUCUGGCGCAGCGCGAUGCCAAUGGCGGCUGCUCCUUCCGGGGUCUUGUCGCCUCGCCUGACGGCAAGAGAAUCCUUGAGACAUCGAGGUCGGGAUCUUACAGCUACAAUGAAAUGAUGGAGAUGGGUAUUGAUGCUGGCAAGGAGUUGCUCUCUUCUGCUGGACCAGAGUUCUUCAACUGGAGCUAG